Chionomys nivalis (European snow vole) is the source of this 1546-nucleotide messenger RNA. It is a transcript of the gene Pacrgl, whose product is annotated as parkin coregulated like. The transcript has 9 exons. The record is from RefSeq and is a predicted model, not a curated record. The coding region runs from base 137 to 883 and encodes 248 amino acids. NCBI's taxonomy places the organism in Eukaryota, Metazoa, Chordata, Mammalia, Rodentia, Cricetidae.
GAAGUGGGAUUCCUGGGCCAAAGCUGCAGGUUGCGGUUGCGGAGCCGCUGGCUUUGGGCGGAGAGCCGGACUGAAGCCCCACCUGGGGCGGCAGGAGCGACGGGAGCGACGGGACAGGCGGGGUGAAAGGGAAGCCAUGCAGAAAUCCGAGCACCCUGGAGGUGUGCAGUUGAGAAACAGAACAACGGGUAAUUAUGAUCAAAGGACAUCCUCAAGUGCACAAAUAAAACACAGGACCACAGUUCAGCAGAGCAAAUCCUCCUCAUUAGCUAGUUCUCCUGAGGCUGCAAGAAGGGUUCAUCCUCGGCCAAGUGACAAACUCAACCCUAAAACGAUUAACCCCUUUGGUGAACAAUCACGAGCUCCCUCUGCAUUUGCAGCUAUCUACUCGAAAGGAGGUAUUCCUUGCAGAUUGGUACAUGGCUCAGUAAAACACAGAUUACAAUGGGAAUGCCCGCCUGAAAUUCUUCCAUUUGACCCGCUUCUAAUUACUUUAGCUGAGGGUCUGAGGGAGACGAAGCAUCCUUAUACCUUUGUGUCCAAGGAGGGCUUUAGGGAAUUACUUCUGGUCAAGGGUGCUCCUGAAAAAGCUGUACCAUUGCUACCUAGACUGAGCCCUGUGUUGAAGGCAGCUCUGGUCCAUCCCGAUGACGAAGUGUUUGAGAGAGGACUGAGCGCACUCGUACAGCUAAGUGCAGUCGUUGGCCCAUCUCUGAAUGGCCAUCUGAAACUCCUGCUUACAAGUCUUUCCAAGAGGCUAACGGACAAGAAAUUCAAAGAACCUAUCACGAGUGCCUUGCAGAAGCUGGAGCAGCAUGGUGGGAGUGGAAGUCUUAUCGUCAUCAAAUCCAAAAUCCCCACAUACUGCUCUAUCUGCUGUUGAAUAAAGCCAUGCUGCUUCCUCAGGCACUAGCAGAGGCUGCAAUGACCCUCUCCUGAGUUCGGUUUACUCUGACUCCCAGCAUCGUUCAUUGGCUAACUAGGCUCGGAGGACCAUGUCCAAUCCAGAGGACUCAUUGUGCAAGCUGUUUGUCAACACAAAGCACAGGUGCUAGUGGAAGGCAAUUAAAAUACUUGUGAAAAAGUUGAAUUCUGUGAGAGUUCCUCAUCUUGGUCAUCUGUGUGAAUUUAUGGAUCAUAUCUAUGUGCAUAUUUUCCAAUACAUUUUUACUUACAGCCCUUCUAAAGAUCACUCUAUAGCUGGGCACUUAUUUUAUAUGUUGGUUUUGGCCAUUUCCUGGUUUUCAUAUUUAUCAAGAAUGAAAAAAAUUUAAUUUAGCAAGUAAACAUUUGUGACUUCCCUAUUAGCUAGGAUGUGCAAAUAUGUAUUUUAUAAUGUGAAAUGCUUGGGGGCAUCUUUUCCUUCCUCAAUAUUCUAGUUUAAAAACCUUGUUUUAAAUGUAAAAAUUCUAUUACAAGUAUAUUGUUUAUUACAACUUGUUAAAACUACCUAAACUUUAAGUGAAUAUUACUUUUACAUUUUGUACCCUGAAAAUACAGAUGAUGUACAUAUGCAGAUAUGCAGAAAUUAAAAUCUUAAAACGUA